Messenger RNA from Lycium ferocissimum, 918 nucleotides. RefSeq lists its product as uncharacterized. Lineage: Eukaryota; Viridiplantae; Streptophyta; Magnoliopsida; Solanales; Solanaceae. The transcript has a single exon. The coding region runs from base 1 to 918 and encodes 305 amino acids. The record is from RefSeq and is a predicted model, not a curated record.
AUGAGGCAAGAAUUUGUAGACGGUGUUGAUGCUUUUGUUGACUAUGCAAUGACACUUGAAACUUUUCAAAUUCAUGGCUUGGUUAGGUGCCCUUGUGUGAAAUGUAAAUGUAUGAAUUACGAGAAACCAGAGAUUGUUAGGCUUCAUCUCUAUAAAGAUGCCUUUGAAAAAGAUUAUACAGUGUGGACUAGUCAUGGAGAAACGAAUAGUAGUUUUGGUAGAUUUCAAAACUUUGUUGUUGGUGAAAGUAGUAGGGCGGUGGAACCUAAUGUCCAAAAUUCUAGAAUGCACGACAUGGUUCAAGAUGCUUAUGGGAUGCAUUCCAAUUUUGAAUACGGUAACCAUGAUGAAGAAGCUCCAAAUGAAGAAGCUAGUCGUUUUUUUGAACAAUUGAAAAAUGCUAGUCGGCCUUUAUAUGAAGGAGUCCCCACUCUCAAUUGUCUAUUCUUCGUUAGAUUAUUAAGCAUCAAAGCGAUUGGAAUGUUCCUCAAGGUGCAAUGGAUCUUUGUGAUUGCCCUUAUACAUGAAUUAGUUGACCCGAAAUUAGAGAUACCUGAAAACUACUAUAAGGCAAAAAGAUUAGUGUCUAAGUUAGGACUCUCGUCGAUGAGAAUUGAUUGUUGUGAAAAUGGAAAUGGAUGCAUGUUAUACUAUAAGGAUGACAAAGGUCUAGAAUCUUGUAAGUUUUGUGGAAGAGCUCGUUUUAAGCGGACUCAUAGCGGGAAGAGGGUUGCCGUUAAGGCGAUGCAUUACUUACCUCUUAUACCAAGGUUAAAGAGGUUGUACGCAUCAAAUAGCUCCGCUCCUCAUAUGAGAUGGCACAGUGAAAAUAGAAGGCCGCACAGGGUUAUGUGUCAUCCAUCGGACGGAGAGGCUUGGAAACAUUUUGACGCAACAUAUCCAAACUUUGCGUCGUGA